Canis lupus familiaris (dog) is the source of this 1539-nucleotide messenger RNA. RefSeq lists its product as uncharacterized. Bases 319 to 954 code for a protein of 211 amino acids. NCBI's taxonomy places the organism in Eukaryota, Metazoa, Chordata, Mammalia, Carnivora, Canidae. The transcript has 2 exons. The record is from RefSeq and is a predicted model, not a curated record.
ACCAACCGAGCCAGCCAGGUGCCCCUGGAACAAAUAGUCCUAACACGUCUCCUGUGCAAACCCACAAGAGUCAUCCAGGGAAGCAAGCCCAGUGCUCGGAAAGGCAACGGGGUGCUUGGCUUUCCCUCCCGCUGCUCGGGGACCUGGGACUUGGCCCGGCAGGGAGCGAGCAGCGGGCAGGAGCGCAGAGGGCAGGCUGCUUCCCACCACAGCCCCGCGACCGGAAGGGGCCUUCCCGGUGGCCACGACGCUGGCCUGUGACACAGAGGGCUGGCUCGUGGCUAGUUUUCAGCAGGUGGAUGGGGCUACAACGUACGCAUGGAUGCUCUGUGCCAGUGUGGAGACAAACAGGGUGAGACGCAGGUCUGUACCCAUGAGCGAGGUAUCGGGGGCCCGUUCGGUUGCCCACGGUUUACCCAGAAUCGAGCCUGGCACACGGGGGAAGGAGACAAACACCUGUCGCCGGAGGACGCAGGGAGAACAAAGGACGGGGCAGCGGUCCCUGGGGAUGGAGAAGCAGGGGCGGCGGGACCUGGCAGUGCGCUUCCAGGUCUGCACCAGCACCACGUCCAGGUCAGCAGGUACACAGCAGGCAGCCCCCAGUCCACCGCUCCCCGUCUCGAUGGCCAGUUCCCUUUCCAAGCAGCUCUAUUCUGCCAAAGGGCUCCGGGCCCUUGCCCACGCCGGAUGGCUGCCGUGGGAGGAGGAUGCCUCCGGAGGAACGGGACCGCUCCCGGGAAACCCUCUCCAGGAGUCCAAGAAAGCACACAAGGCCAAGAGCAAGGAGAGGGGAAGGGCAGCAGCGGCCCCGCCUGGCUCGGAGCCCCAGGGAUGGCCCAGGGUGGCCGCUGCCAGAACGUACAAAAGACAAACCUCCCCGAGGGUAGGGAACCGUGGAAAGAACGGGGGCGGGCGGGGGAGGCGGCGCGCACAGUGAAGGUGAAUGCCGUCUGAAAAGCAUGGCUGGAACCCAGCUGGCGAUGGGCUGGCAUCAAAGACACCAAAGCCUGUGCGCCGUCCAAGUCCUCCGAGUGUACGGGUCCCCCGGCACAGUGGCGGGCCUGCCGUCCCAUCCCAUGGGGGCGGCUCCAGCGGAAAGAUAAACGCUGCAGUAAAUGGAAAGCUAACUAAUGUGGAAGCAAGAUUCUUGGGGAAAAAAAAAAAAAAAACGCACAUGCACACCGCAACCAGCAGUUCUACUGUGGUGCCCCCAAGGUGCCCCGUCACAGACAAAAAUCCUAACGCGGUCAAUAAAGGCCCCUGGGGGAGGCACUUAUGGAAAGAAGAGACGUGUUCCUCGUGGUUGACGGCCCAUGAACAAGCAAGUGGGGCUGGAAAGAAAUAGGAAAGGACUAUGGGGCUGGGCAGUAAGCAGGUUUCCUUGAGGAAGAAAGGCUGCCCAGCCCAGACCCGUGGCAUCCCAGAUGCUGGUGCUCAAAGUAGGCUUAGCCCCGUGCGAGAAACCCUGCAAUCAGAGGGCACCCUAGUGAUUUGACUCAGACCUGCCCUAAAGCCAACGGGACCUGAGAGAUGCUCCUG